AUGGAGAAAAUCACAUCACAAAAAAGCAAGAGACGGGAGUCUAUAGCUACAGGUCAUGUCUCGCUUCAGGCUGGAGAUAAUGAACUCCUCGCGACACUGGGGUAUAAACAGGAAUUGAGACGGCACUAUUCAACCGUACAGAUCUUUGCCGUUGCUUUUAGUAUCAUGGGUCUCUUGCCCUCCAUCGCAUCCACCUUGUCAUUUUCUAUGCCCGCUGGCCCGGUGGGAAUGGCCGAUAUAGCCUCCGCAAUGCCAACGGCCGGCGGCCUAUACUUCUGGACUCACUACUUCGCCGAUGAGAAGUGGAAGAACCCACUGAGCUUCCUAGUUGGCUAUAGCAACACAAUCGGACUAAUCGGCGGAAUCUGCUCUAUCGACUAUGGAUUCGCCAACAUGCUCCUCUCGAUGAUAUCCCUAGCCAGGGACGGCAACUGGUCCGCCACACGACCAGUCAUCUACGGCACAUACGUAGCAACCGUCUUCGCACACGGCUUCAUCGCCAUCUUCUUCGGCCGUAUAAUGCCCAAGAUCCAAUCCGUCUGUAUUUUCCUCAACAUCGCCCUGGUCCUCGCUACCGUCAUCGCCUUACCAAUCGGUAAAAAGCACAAUAGUCCACCCGUCAAUCCGGGCUCCUACGUCUUCGGUGAUAUAGAGAACCUCACUUCCUGGCCCACGGGCUGGGCAUUCAUGUUAGCGUGGCUGUCACCCAUUUGGACAAUUGGGGCUUUUGAUUCGUGCGUGCAUAUGAGUGAGGAGGCUACGCAUGCGGCGCGCGCGGUGCCGUUGGGGAUUAUAUCUUCUGCUGGGCUUUGUGGGAUCUUGGGGUUUGUUUCUUUGGCUGUUAUUGCGGCUUCGAUGGAUACGGAUAUUGAUGGGAUUUUGAAUUCGAAGUAUGGGCAGCCCAUGACGCAGAUAUACUAUGAUGCUCUUGGGAAGAAUGGUGCGCUUGGCUUCAUGGCUGUUGUUAUGAUUGUCCAGUUCUUUAUGGGACUAAGCAUUGUCCUAGCCGCCUCUCGCCAGAGCUGGGCCUUCUCGCGCGAUGGCGCCCUUCCAUUCUCGUCAUUCUUUCGCAAAGUGAGCCAGCGAAGCUUGAUGCGGUAUCAGCCUGUCCGCAUGGUUUGUGGUGUGGUGGUUUUGGCGGCUAUCAUUGGUCUCCUCUCACUGAUCGACAAUACUGCUGCCAAUGCUCUUUUCUCUCUGGCUGUGGCUGCUAACGAUCUCGCUUGGCUAACGCCAAUCCUGGCUCGUCUGGUCUGGGGUGGUGAUCGGUUUGUGCCAGGUGAGUUCUAUACGGGGAAAUAUCUCAGUAAGCCCAUUGGCUGGAUUGCGGUUAUCUACAUGAUUUUUGUCAUUGUUUUGAGUAUGAUCCCUACCGAAGGUCCUAAUCCGUCAGCGGGGAACAUGAACUAUACCGUUGUUAUUAAUGGUAGUCUGUGGGUAGGGGCACUGCUUUAUUACUAUGUGCAUGCGAGAAAGACGUUCAAGGGACCGCAGACGACUGUCAGUCCGGAGGCUGAAGGCAAGGCUAUGGAUAAGGCUGUUCAUUGA
Molecule: messenger RNA, 1548 nt
Organism: Penicillium brevicompactum
Lineage: Eukaryota; Fungi; Ascomycota; Eurotiomycetes; Eurotiales; Aspergillaceae
Product: putative GABA permease
Exons: 7
Coding region: 1-1548 (515 amino acids)
Biological process (GO): transmembrane transport
Cellular component (GO): membrane
Molecular function (GO): transmembrane transporter activity
Source: RefSeq, a predicted model, not a curated record